Messenger RNA from Micromonas pusilla CCMP1545, 606 nucleotides. RefSeq lists its product as uncharacterized. The annotation marks the transcript as partial. Gene Ontology annotation, cellular component: catalytic step 2 spliceosome. The record is from RefSeq and is a predicted model, not a curated record. The transcript has a single exon. Gene Ontology annotation, molecular function: peptidyl-prolyl cis-trans isomerase activity. NCBI's taxonomy places the organism in Eukaryota, Viridiplantae, Chlorophyta, Mamiellophyceae, Mamiellales, Mamiellaceae. Gene Ontology annotation, biological process: protein peptidyl-prolyl isomerization.
AUGUCGAACGUGUACCAGCUCGAGCCGCCUACCGAGGGGAAGGUGCUGCUCACGACGAGCCAUGGCGAGAUAGAGAUCGAGCUCUGGGCGAAGGAAGCCCCGAAGGCGUGCCGGAACUUCGUCCAGCUGUGCCUGGAGGGCUACUACGAGGACUGCAUCUUCCAUCGAAUCAUCAAAGACUUUUGCAUCCAGACCGGCGACCCCACGGGCACCGGCCAGGGCGGGGACUCGAUCUACGGCGAACCCUUCAAAGAUGAGCUGCACUCCAGGAUCAAGUUCAACCACCGCGGCCAGGUCGCGAUGGCGAACGCGGGAUCGAGAGACACGAACGGCUCGCAGUUCUUCAUCACUCUCGAGCGCUGCGACUGGAUCGACAGGAAGCACACCAUCUUCGGCAAGGUGGUCGGGCACACGAUCUACAACGCGCUGCAGAUCGCGGAGCUGGAAGUCGAGGGCGACCGCCCGGUGGAGCCGCAUCCGAAGAUCAUCAAGGCGGAGGUCCUGUGGAACCCGUUCGAGGACAUCGUCCCGAGGGUCGUGAAGGGGCUCGCGGACGACGCGGAAGACGCGGGGGAGAAGAAGAAGCGGAAAAAGAAAGAGACGAAG